AUGAUUCAUAAACAUGCCUUUGAAGCAUUGGAUAGAACCUUAAAAGAUAUAUUGAUGCCUGAUUGUUCAAAUAGCGAAGCUUUACCAUUUGGAGGAAAGGUAAUUGUAUUUGGUGGUGACUUUAGACAGAUUCUUCCUGUUGUUCCUAAUGGCUCUAGACAAGAUAUCGUGAAUGCUUCCCUGAGUUCGUCAUAUAUAUGGAAUAAAUGCAAGUUACUAACGCUAACAAAAAACAUGAGGCUCACUGUUGGCAUGAAUCAUGGUGAUAUUGACAAGACAAAAGAGUUUGCUAAAUGGCUUUUGGAUAUUGGCGAGGGAAAACUUGGUGGUCGCAACGACGGAGAAGCUGUUAUUGAUAUACCUCAAGAAUUGUUGAUUACUGAAUCCACUAACCCUAUUGGUAAUCUGAUCAACUUUGUGUAUCCUUCGAUACUUGAAUCGUUCAAUGAUCCAAAUUAUUUUCAGGAAAGAGCCAUACUUGCUCCUAAGAACGACGUUGUUCACGAGAUAAAUGGUACCUUAUUAGCAAUGUUUCCUGGUGAUCAUAAAGAGUAUCUAAGUUCAGAUUCCAUCUGCCAAUCUGAGAAUGUAACUGACCAUAUUCGACACAAUGUUUACCCCCCCGAUGUUCUAAAUGGUCUUAAGGUUUCAGGAAUGCCGAAUCAUAAAUUGGUUUUAAAAGUUGGUGUUCCUAUCAUGCUGUUACGUAACCUUGAUCAGAAAAACGGUCUGUGCAAUGGUACAAGAUUACAAGUCGUAAAACUUGGUGAUCGGAUUAUUGAAGCCAAAGUGAUUUCUGGUAAUAAUAUUGGUACUAGAACUUUUAUACCAAGGAUCAAUCUAUCCCCCUCUGACAAACGAAUACCUUUCAAGCUUCAAAGAAGGCAAUUCCCGAUAGCUGUGUGUUUUGCAAUGACGAUAAAUAAAAGUCAGGGACAGUCGUUAUCUAAGGUUGGUUUGUUUCUAAAGCAGCCUGUUUUCACUCACGGACAACUAUAUGUUGCAGUUUCAAGAGUCAAAAGCAUGGAUGGUUUAAGGAUGUUAAUAUUAGAUGUUGAGGGGAACGUUACUAAUAAGACUACAAAUGUUGUAUACAAAGAGAUAUUCUCAAAUUUAUAG
This is a messenger RNA of Helianthus annuus (common sunflower), 1119 nucleotides long. Its product is annotated as ATP-dependent DNA helicase PIF1-like. Gene Ontology annotation, molecular function: DNA helicase activity. Lineage: Eukaryota; Viridiplantae; Streptophyta; Magnoliopsida; Asterales; Asteraceae. Gene Ontology annotation, biological process: DNA repair; telomere maintenance. The transcript has a single exon. The record is from RefSeq and is a predicted model, not a curated record. Bases 1 to 1119 code for a protein of 372 amino acids.